This is a messenger RNA of Pararge aegeria (speckled wood butterfly), 2209 nucleotides long. It is a transcript of the gene Hsc70-4, whose product is annotated as heat shock 70 kDa protein cognate 4. The record is from RefSeq and is a predicted model, not a curated record. The coding region runs from base 152 to 2113 and encodes 653 amino acids. The transcript is spliced from 3 exons. Gene Ontology annotation, cellular component: cytosol; nucleus; plasma membrane. NCBI's taxonomy places the organism in Eukaryota, Metazoa, Arthropoda, Insecta, Lepidoptera, Nymphalidae. Gene Ontology annotation, molecular function: heat shock protein binding; ATP hydrolysis activity; ATP-dependent protein folding chaperone. Gene Ontology annotation, biological process: protein refolding; cellular response to unfolded protein; vesicle-mediated transport.
AUUACGCGCUUGCAUUUAUAUUGCUUCAAAUGCGUCAGUAGCCAAUUCAAUCCGCCAUUUUAUUGAAAACUGUCGACAUACGAGGCCGACAAUCGCGCACCUUUGCUGAGUGUACUAUAUAAGUCUACUGAAGUUAUACAAUAAGGAAACAAUGGCAAAAGCACCUGCUGUAGGUAUCGAUCUGGGGACCACCUACUCCUGCGUGGGAGUGUUCCAACAUGGCAAGGUGGAGAUCAUCGCCAACGACCAGGGCAACAGGACCACGCCGUCCUACGUCGCGUUCACUGACACCGAGCGACUCAUUGGAGAUGCUGCCAAGAACCAGGUUGCCAUGAACCCCAACAACACUAUUUUCGAUGCCAAACGACUCAUUGGCCGCAAAUUUGAGGACACAACUGUUCAAGCGGACAUGAAACAUUGGCCGUUUGAAGUGGUCAGUGAUGGAGGAAAGCCAAAGAUAAAAGUACAGUACAAAGGCGAGGACAAGACCUUCUUCCCUGAAGAAGUAAGCUCAAUGGUGCUUACUAAGAUGAAGGAAACAGCCGAGGCUUACCUCGGUAAAACGGUGCAGAAUGCAGUAGUCACGGUUCCAGCGUACUUUAACGACUCACAGCGACAGGCCACGAAAGAUGCGGGUACCAUCUCUGGUCUGAACGUUCUCCGAAUCAUCAACGAGCCCACUGCUGCUGCGAUUGCGUAUGGUCUUGACAAGAAGGGAGGUGGAGAACGAAAUGUCCUUAUUUUCGAUCUCGGCGGCGGAACCUUCGAUGUGUCCAUUCUGACCAUCGAGGAUGGUAUCUUCGAAGUGAAGUCCACCGCCGGUGACACGCACUUGGGAGGCGAAGACUUCGAUAACCGGAUGGUUAACCACUUCGUGCAGGAGUUCAAGAGGAAGUACAAGAAAGAUCUUACCACCAACAAGAGGGCGCUCCGGAGGCUGCGCACUGCCUGCGAGAGAGCGAAGAGAACUCUGUCCUCCUCCACACAGGCGAGCAUCGAAAUCGAUUCCCUCUUCGAAGGUAUCGACUUCUACACUUCAAUCACCAGGGCUCGUUUCGAAGAGUUGAAUGCCGACCUCUUCAGAUCCACCAUGGAACCUGUAGAAAAGUCCAUUCGCGACGCUAAAAUGGACAAAUCCCAGAUUCACGACAUAGUCCUGGUCGGGGGUUCAACUCGUAUUCCCAAGGUGCAGAAGCUCCUGCAAGACUUCUUCAAUGGCAAGGAGCUGAACAAGUCCAUCAACCCUGACGAGGCCGUCGCGUACGGAGCCGCGGUGCAGGCCGCCAUCCUGCACGGCGACAAGUCCGAGGAGGUGCAGGACCUUCUGCUGCUGGACGUGACACCCCUGUCGCUCGGUAUCGAGACGGCGGGCGGGGUCAUGACCACCCUCAUCAAGCGUAACACCACCAUCCCCACCAAGCAGACUCAGACCUUCACCACCUACUCUGACAACCAGCCCGGUGUGCUCAUCCAAGUAUUCGAGGGCGAGCGCGCCAUGACCAAGGACAACAACCUCCUCGGCAAGUUCGAGCUGACAGGCAUCCCGCCCGCGCCACGCGGCGUGCCUCAGAUCGAGGUCACGUUCGACAUCGACGCCAACGGCAUCCUGAACGUGUCCGCCGUGGAGAAGUCCACCAACAAGGAGAACAAGAUCACCAUCACCAACGACAAGGGCCGUCUGUCCAAGGAGGAGAUCGAGCGCAUGGUCAACGACGCCGAGAAGUACCGCAACGAGGACGACAAGCAGAAGGAGACCAUCCAGGCCAAGAACGCGCUCGAGUCGUACUGCUUCAACAUGAAGUCGACCAUGGAGGACGACAAGCUCAAGGACAAGCUGUCGGAUGCCGACAAGCAGACCAUGCUCGACAAGUGCAACGACACCAUCAAGUGGCUGGACUCCAACCAGCUGGCCGACAAGGAGGAGUAUGAGCACAAGCAGAAGGAGCUCGAGAGCGUGUGCAACCCCAUCAUCACCAAGAUGUACCAGGGAGCCGGCGGCGCUCCGGGCGGUAUGCCCGGCGGCAUGCCUGGCUUCCCCGGCGGAGCGCCCGGUGCCGGCGGCGCGGCGCCCGGAGCCGGCGGCGCGGGCCCCACCAUCGAGGAGGUCGAUUAAACCAAACAUUCCAUAUUUUUCAAUCAUAACCCAACUGUCCUAUUUGUGCUGUUGAUUAUUCUGUCAGCUUAAAUAAAUGAACGUAAUUGAAAGGAA